CCCUUCGACUAUCACCGUCAUGGAGCAAUGUUUUAGGGAAGGGUCUUAGCCGAGAGCUCUCAAACCCUGUGUCUGAGUGCUCCUCCACCGCCUUCUUCAUCUUCUUCGUUGACCUGCACGCUUCCUCUCUUCAUCUCUCCCAACCUCUGAAUCUACUGCUUUCUUCUUCUAGAUCCGCCAUUAAACCCUUUCAAUUCUCAAUUUCAAGCUCAGAUCUGCUUACCCACUUCAUUUCUUUGCUUAAAUCACUUCAUUUCUAGGGUUCUUACUCGAUUCUUUCUCUUUUACCUUUUUUCCGCUGCCAAUCUUCCAGAUCUGUCAAGAUUCCUCUACUCCGGCGCUGGUUUUCCUCCGCCGCAUCUUCCGUUUCUGAGAUCUCGAGCUCUGUUCGCGAUCUUUUUCUCACUUAGGGCUUCUUCCGCUUUCUUUUCUUUCUUGGUCGAGUUGACCUUGGAGGAAUGUCGAUUUUACCCAAAGGCGAUUCGAUUCAAAUCCGUGAGGUCUGGGAUGCCAAUUUAGAAGAGGAGUUUGCGCUUAUCCGUGAAAUUGUUGAUGAGUUUAAUUACAUAGCCAUGGAUACUGAGUUCCCCGGCGUUGUGCUUCGACCGCUUGGUGCUUUCAAGAAUAUCAACGACUACAACUACCAAACUCUCAAGAGUAAUGUUGAUACUUUGAAGUUGAUUCAAUUGGGUCUUACGUUUUCUGAUGAGAAUGGAAAUCUUCCAACUUGUGGAACGGAUAAGUUUUGCAUUUGGCAGUUCAAUUUCCGUGAGUUCAAUACUAUUAAUGAUAUUUUUGCUAGUGAUUCCAUUGAACUUCUGCGCCAGUGUGGUAUUGAUUUUCAGAAGAACAACGAAGAGGGUAUCGAUGUUAAUCGAUUUGGUGAGCUUCUAAUGUCUUCUGGGGUUGUGUUGAACAAUGAUGUUAUCUGGGUUACGUUCCACAGUGGGUAUGAUUUUGGUUACUUGCUGAAAUUGCUGACUUGCCGAGCCUUACCCGAAACGCAGGCCGGGUUUUUUGAGCUCAUCAAGAUCUAUUUUCCAGUGCUCUAUGAUAUCAAGCAUUUGAUGAAGUUCUGCAACAGUCUCCAUGGUGGGUUGAACAAACUUGCAGAAUUACUAGAAGUGGAGAGGAUUGGAGUUUGUCAUCAAGCAGGAUCAGAUAGUUUGCUCACUGCUUGUACUUUUAGGAAGUUGAGGGGCACCUUUUUCAAUGGUUCUACGCAGAAAUACGCAGGUGUUUUAUACGGUCUCGGUGUCGAAGAUGAAUAGCGUACUACUAGAACUAAUUGAAGAGAAUUACCAAGUAUUUGUAGAAGUGUGAGUCUGUUAGUUACUUUUGUACAAUUUGGCUAAAGCAUUGAUGAUUGUAACUAUUUCCCGCUUUCCUGCUCUGUAAUAGAAACCUUCGACUGUUUUUUGCAGCUUGUGGUUUCUUGUAAAUUAUGGCAGUUUAGUGUUUCAAUAAAAUCUUAAUGACGUUUCUUUGUUGAGUC
This is a messenger RNA of Cucurbita moschata (crookneck pumpkin), 1495 nucleotides long. Its product is annotated as probable CCR4-associated factor 1 homolog 7. Gene Ontology annotation, molecular function: nucleic acid binding; poly(A)-specific ribonuclease activity. Lineage: Eukaryota; Viridiplantae; Streptophyta; Magnoliopsida; Cucurbitales; Cucurbitaceae. The record is from RefSeq and is a predicted model, not a curated record. Gene Ontology annotation, cellular component: CCR4-NOT complex; CCR4-NOT core complex; P-body. The coding region runs from base 459 to 1271 and encodes 270 amino acids. The transcript has a single exon.